Messenger RNA from Callorhinus ursinus (northern fur seal), 1773 nucleotides. Lineage: Eukaryota; Metazoa; Chordata; Mammalia; Carnivora; Otariidae. The record is from RefSeq and is a predicted model, not a curated record.
AUGGCCGAGAAGGGUGACUGCGUCGCCAGUGUCUAUGGGUAUGACCUUGGUGGGCGCUUUGUUGACUUCCAACCCCUGGGCUUCGGCGUCAAUGGGCUGGUGCUGUCGGCCGUGGACAGCAGGGCCUGCCGGAAGGUGGCCGUGAAGAAGAUCAUCCUGAGCGACGCCCGCAGCAUGAAGCACGCGCUCCGGGAGAUCAAGAUCAUCCGGCGCCUGGACCAUGACAACAUCGUGAAGGUGUACGAGGUGCUGGGACCCAAAGGCACUGACCUGCAGGGCGAGCUGUUCAAGUUCAGCGUGGCCUACAUCGUCCAGGAGCACAUGGAGACUGACCUGGCGCGUCUGCUGGAGCAGGGCACGCUGACGGAGGAACAUGCAAAGCUGUUCAUGUACCAGCUGCUCCGCGGGCUCAAGUACAUCCACUCUGCCAAUGUGCUGCACAGGGACCUGAAGCCCGCCAACAUCUUCAUCAGCACAGAGGACCUCGUGCUCAAGAUCGGGGAUUUCGGGUUGGCAAGGAUCGUUGACCAGCAUUAUUCACACAAGGGUUAUCUGUCGGAAGGGUUGGUAACCAAGUGGUACCGCUCACCGCGCCUGCUCCUCUCCCCGAACAACUACACCAAAGCCAUCGACAUGUGGGCCGCCGGCUGCAUCCUGGCCGAGAUGCUCACGGGGAGGAUGCUCUUUGCUGGGGCUCACGAGCUGGAGCAGAUGCAGCUCAUCCUAGAGACCAUCCCUGUGAUCCGGGAGGAGGACAAAGAUGAGCUGCUCAGGGUGAUGCCUUCCUUCGUCAGCAGCAGCUGGGAGGUGAAGAGGCCUCUGCGCAAGCUGCUCCCCGAAGUGAACAGCGAAGCCAUCGACUUUCUAGAGAAGAUCCUGACCUUUAACCCCAUGGAUCGCCUAACAGCAGAGAUGGGGCUGCAGCACCCCUACAUGAGCCCAUACUCAUGCCCGGAGGACGAGCCCACCUCACAGCACCCCUUCCGCAUUGAAGAUGAGAUCGACGACAUCCUGCUGAUGGCCGCCAACCAGAGCCAGCUCUCCAACUGGGACAGGUGCGGUUCCAGGAGCCCCCAGUACCCUGUGAGCCUGUCAUCGGACCUGGAGUGGAGGCCGGACCGGUGCCAGGACACGAGCGAGGUGCAGCGCGACCCACGCGCGGGCUCGGCGCCCCUGGCGGAGGACGUGCAGGUGGACCCGCGCAAGGACUCGCAGGGCAGCUCGGAGCGCUUCCUGGAGCGCUCGCACUCGUCCAUGGAGCGCGCCUUCGAGGCCGACUACGGGCGCUCCUGCGACUACAAGGUCGGCUCGCCUUCCUACCUGGACAAGCUGCUGUGGCGCGACAGCAAGCCGCACCACUACUCAGAGCCCAAGCUCAUCCUGGACCUGUCGCACUGGAAGCAGGCGGCCGGGGCUCCCCCGAGCUCCGGGGUGGCCGCCGACGCCGGGCCGCGUGAGGACGAGCCGGCCAGCCUCUUCCUGGAGAUCGCGCAGUGGGUCAAGAGCACGCAGGGCGGCCCCGAGCACGCCAGCCCGCCCCCCGACAGCCCCGAGCGCCGCCUGUCUGCCUCUCCGCCCGGCCGCCCGGCCUCCAUCGACGGGGGCGCCAGCCCCCAGUUCGACCUGGACAUGUUCAUCUCCCGCGCCCUGAAGCUCUGCACCAAGCCCGAAGACCUGCCGGACAAUAAACUGGGUGACCUCAACGGCGCGUGCAUCCCUGAGCACCCCGGCGAUCUCGUGCAGACCGAGGCCUUCUCCAAAGAAAGGUGGUGA